Dendronephthya gigantea is the source of this 5792-nucleotide messenger RNA. RefSeq lists its product as uncharacterized. NCBI's taxonomy places the organism in Eukaryota, Metazoa, Cnidaria, Anthozoa, Malacalcyonacea, Nephtheidae. The transcript is spliced from 3 exons. The record is from RefSeq and is a predicted model, not a curated record. Gene Ontology annotation, molecular function: ATP hydrolysis activity; protein binding; ADP binding. Bases 477 to 5681 code for a protein of 1734 amino acids.
UAAGUUAUCUUGAAACAUCUGUCUCGAAACAUGUAUUUCUCUUAUUAAUUUUAAUCAAUGUUUCGCUGGAUUCGACGAGGCAAGUUAUAUUCAGUUUUCAUUCUAUAUUACCAUAAAUUGGAAAUGUCAAUAGAAGGCUUCAUUGGAAUAGUUUGAAAAUUGAAAGGCUCUCGUGCAAAAGUGAAAAACGUCGUAUUUGUUAUCGUCACUUCAGUCAUCGCGAUUGGAAUCAGACGGAAACGAUUUCGCCAUUGAAAGUCGCCUGUCUUUUGACUGUGUUUCAAUUUGUCCUACAAAUAAACUCGCAUCAUCAGCUGACGAAAGUUUCAGAAAUUUGGCAAGCUCUUGCUGCACCAUAUUCUGUUGAAUUUAUCGCUCAUCGAUAAUUUGAGUCGACAUAAAUCACAAGAUUAUUUUAGCCGACAAUAGACGACUGAGGCGUACCUACUCAUUAGAGGAAUUCUAUUUCACUAAAAAUGAAUUGGUCGAACGAACGCAACAACUGGCUAACCGUUGGAGAAAUAAUCAGAUUGAUUAAGGAACCCGUCGCAUUGUACACCAGCAAUAUCAUAGAAAAAUGGCAUGCAAAGCUGUGUGGUUCUUUGCCAGGCAAAUGCUCAAACCCUGGAGAUUGUGUAAGGAAAAAGAAAUGCAAUGACCUGUGUCUCUCUUGCAAAGGAUGGUACGAUAAGCUUGUGAAAUCGCAUGGGAAUAAAGAUAAGCGACAAAUCAAAUGGCGCGAAAACUGCGACACAUCAAAGUGGCCGAAUGACCCUUGGGAGGUUGCCAAGUUCUUUAUGCCUGCUCUUGGAAACAAUAAAAUAACCGUUAAAAACGCCGACUCUACUGAUUUAUCAUCUCUUCUAAACGUCCUUGCGUGGAUGGAAAAUGCAGCCUUUGCUCCAGACAGACGUGUUGAUCUUAACCUCGUCACACAGCUCCGUUCAGAGGUUAGAAACCGUUGGGCUCAUGCACCUGAUCAAGAACUGGCUGACGCCACUCUUAAAGAUGCUUUUGAUAUUGCUAAAAACUUUGUUCGUGACCUAGACAGAGUUUUCAGUUGUGACGAACUCAAGAAAUGUAUAGAAGAUAUCGAAGUUUUGAAAGCUAAAGGGCUAAGCAAUGCUACGGAGGAGAUACUGAAUUUUCUGCGCGUUGAGUUAUGCGCAGAUGUCAGUCAGAUGAAAGAUGAUCGAAGUUCUGACAGGCAGGUAAUAAAGAACCUAGAAGAAAAGUUGGAAUUAUUGGAAAAAGAUAUUGAGUCAUUACAUCGCGUGGUCAACGUUCAAGUAAGACAAGACAGCUGCAUUCCUGACAAACCCGAAACUUUUAUUGGCCGAGACGCCAUCGUAAAGACAAUAACGUCUUCCUUGGUGGAGAAAGGGGGCUGUGGGAUUGCCACCAUUGUGGGUGGACCAGGUUUUGGGAAGAGCACUGUUGCAGUUGAAGUUUCCCAUUGCUUGAGAAAUGAUCAUGAUAUUGUCGUUAUUUUCUCAUAUCUGCGAAAUAUUGCAACUGUUCCCGAAGUGAUACUACGUCUUUGUCAUGACGUUGGCGUUAAUCCUGGAGAUGAUUCUAAAUCUUCGUUGAUGUUUUGGUUGAAGAGCAUUGAGAAGAAUGUUGUUCUUGUCAUGGACAACAUCGAGCAGCUACUUGAGAGCGAUGUGAAGUCUCAGUUUAAUGAUUUACUGCUUACGCUGCGAAAAAAUUCACGCUUACAUUUGCAGAUCCUAACAACUUCAAGAACGAAAUUCGUAAUCCUUGGGCACACCGUCUUAAAUCACCAACUGGAAGAGUUGGAUGAAAAAUCUAGCAUCGAACUUUUGAAAAUGUGUUGUCCUGAUAUAGAAAGUGAGAAUGCAUACCUACCUGAAUUGGCUAAGCUUUGUGGUUUUGUACCACUCGCUUUGUGUAUCGCAGGAUCGAGAAUUCAAGGUGGGGAUAAUCUUUUGGAGUUAAUACAGUGGUUGAAAGAAAUGCCGAUGGACACACUGAGGAAUUCUGAUCACUGUGUGCAACAAACCUUCGAGUUCUCUUUUCAAAAACUGAGUGAUGAAGAUAAAAAAGCGUUCGUUUACCUCUCGGUAUUUGAAGGGAGUUUCCAAAGAGACUCUGCGAAAGCAGUAAUUCAGAGAGGUGAGUUGCAAACCGAGAAUUUCUUAGAAUUACUGGUGGGACGAAGUCUAGUACAGAAAACUAUCGAAAGGCGCUUUGUGAUUCAUUCGCUUAUACGCCGAUUCCUUAGUGAUCAUGACCAAUUUCAAGAUGAAAAAGCAGUGGCUCAAGGAUUAAUGGUGAGUCAUUUUCUAAAGAUGUGCCAUUCGUUGACGAUGGAUUGUUACUCGCAUAACGGAUUCACCAGCGCUAGGGAGUCACUGAAAAAGAAUAUUCAAAAUAUAGAGAAAACGCACAAAAUUUGCAGCCAAGAUCUGGCAACCAAUUCAAACCCAAAUAUCUCUGAGCAUUUGGCCAGUAGUGAUAUUUACAAGUUUUCGUACAGAUUUUUCCACAAUUUCAGCUGGGAUCUUCUUCCAGAAACGGUGUUAAAGAAUUUUUUUAAAUCCUGUAUUAGCCUGGCUGAAAGUACAAAUGAACCAGUUAUCAAGAUCCUAUUCCAAUGUUUGGCAGCAGAUCAAGAAGGUCGUAAAUCAGCAUGGAAGUCUGAGGAAUACGCUGGCCUAAUUCAGAAAAUCGAGGCAGCGUUUGAGAAAAAUAAAGCAGCAUUGAAAGAAGAUAGAUUCGUAUUUAUGUUUUGCUAUCAGUUACUCGCCCGAUACCAGUUUAAUAACUCAUCAAAUUGCUUACCGGCGGAUCCUACCAAAGAUGGUCUUCCUUCUUUGCCUGAAAACAAAGUUCUUCGUCCGAUUGAAAAAGUGGCGGAGGCAUAUAUUCUUAUGAAACGUGGGAAUAUAAGCAAAAUGUAUGCAACAAAAAGGUCUAAUAAAGUGAAUAAAAAGACGAAAAAAAAGGACAAAGAAUACAGGAACUUCGCAAAAUCAUUUUACAAUGAUGCUUUAUCUUUAGCUAAAGAGGUGUUAGGCGAUCACGCAUUAACAUGCUCUCUCCUUAAACAUGUAGGAGACGUAUGCUUUAACUGGGGUAAGAAAGAUACGGCAAUGACUUACUAUAGCGAAGCCGUGAAUCUUCACAAGAAACUAAAACUUGACUCUAAUGAGCAGUUUGUAAUGUUGCUAAAGAAUUGCGGAGGGUGUCUUUCGUUCCUUCGCUGCUUCGACAAAUCUGUUGAAACACUAAAGGAAGCUCGUGACAUCGCUGACAAGAUCGCUGAGGAGCACACCCUUUGUAAAGCCAAGGUGAAUUGUCAGUUAGCAAUAACUUUUAGUUCCUGGAAAUCUGAUUGCCAAGAAGCCGUACAAUAUGCAAAGGAGGCAAAGGAGAUGCUAGAUUUGCUGAACUCACGCGACAAAGAAAUACUGGAAAAGAUUAUUAAAUCGGCAGAAGAAUAUAAGGCGGUGCAAAGUAUCGUAGAUUCAUUGCCGGAAGUCAUCACCAAUCACAGAUCUGAUGGAAGGUUCCGACUGAAUAGCUGCAUACCUAAGAAAACCCCGAAAUUUACUGGCCAUUGCACUAUAGUGAAAGAAGUGAUAUCCUCAAUCGUGGAGAAUGGCUGUGAAAUUGUCUCUUUAGUUGGACCACCGGGUAUCGGCAAGACUACAGUUGCCAUUGAAAUUUCCCACCACUUAAGAGAAGAACAUGACAUCGUCGUCAUUUUCUCGUGCCUGUCAUAUGCUGUAACUGUCCCUGAAGUACUACAACGCAUUUGUCACGACGUUGGCGUUAAUCCUGUAGCAGAUCCUGAGUCAUCGUUGACGUUCUGGUUGAAGAGUAUUGAAAGAAAGGUUGUCCUUGUCAUGGACAACAUCGAACAACUCCUCGAAAGCGAUGUAAAAUCUUAUUUCAUUGAAUUACUGCUUACCCUUCGCAAAAUUUCAUCGAAAAAUUUGCAGAUUUUAACGACGUCAAGAACCCAAUUCGUUAUUCCAGAACAAACAUCAUCGGUAAACCAUCAUAUUCAAGAGUUAGACGAAAGCUCAAGUGUCGAACUUUUGAGAAAGUGUUGCCUUGAUGAAAACGUUCAAGAAGCGUAUUUGUCUAAAUUGGCUAAGCGGUGUGCCUUCGUCCCACUGGCCUUGUGUGUCACAGGAACACUAGUUCUAGAUCCUCAUGGUGUUUCAGAGUCGAUACAGUGGUUGAAAAAGAAUUGUGCUUCAGGGAACGUCGACCACCGUGUUCAAAAAGCAAUCCAAUUAUCUUUUCAGAAGUUGAGUAAAGAAGAUCAGAAAGCAUUGGUCCGUCUGUCGGUAUUUGAUGGGAAUUUUGCAACAGGUUCUGCAGAAGAGGUAAUUGAAAAAAGCGAGUCUAAAACCAUGGAAUUUUUGGAAAUUCUUGUUCGCCAAAGCUUAAUACAGAGGUUCAGUGAUAAGCGCUUCGUGAUUCAUUCGCUAAUUCGACAGUUCCUGAUUAAUGAUGACCAAUUUCAAGAUGAAAAGGAAAGGGCACAAAGACUUAUGGUGAGACAUUUUCUAAAAAUGUGCCAUUCGUUGACCUUGAGAUGUUUUUCAAAUAACGGAUUUACUAGCGCUAGGGACUCACUGAGGGAAGACAUUCACAAUGUCGAGAAAACGUUGAGGAUCUGCAGCCAUGAUGAAGCAACGAAAAUAUUAAAACGUAGUGAUAUUUACAAUUCUACAUGUUGGUUCUUCUACAGCUUCAGCUGGGAUCUUCUUCAAGGAACAGUUUUGAGCGAUUUCUUUGAAUUUUGUAUUAAAUUGGCCGAAAGUCGAAAGCCAACAGCUAUUGAGAUCACAUUUCGAUGUUUGGUAGCAAAUCAGGAAGGACAUAAAUCGGCAUGGAAGUCUCCUGAAUAUUUUGACCGAGUGAAUGACAUCGCGGUGGCGUUGCAAAAGAAUAAAACGUUACUAAGAAAGGACAGGUCCUUAUUUACGUUUUGCUACUGUAUUUUUGCUCGGUUUGACUCGAAAAAAGCAAAAAUUGCAGCCCCUCCUAAUCUUUCAGAAAAGGAUUUUCCGCCUUUACAAGAAAAUCAAUCAGCAAGCCCUAUCGAGAAAGCAGCUGAAGCAUAUUUUCUUAUGGAGCGUGGAAGUGUAAACAAGAAAGACGCAAAUAAAGUAUUCCGUAUAAACAGAGAAAAGUACAAUGAAAAGUACAAUUGUGCAGAAAAAUUUCACAAGCAAGCUUUGUCGUUAGCUAAAGAGUUUUUCGGUGACCACGAAUUAACAUGCGUUCUACACAAACGGUUAGGAGACUUAUAUUUUGACCUGCAUAAAACCAACGAAGCAAUGAUACACUAUUCUGAUGCCAUAAUACUCCGCAAGAAACUGAAAAUUGAUUCAAACGAGCACUUUGCGUUCUUGCUCAAGAGUUGUGGGGCGUGCCUUUCUUAUCUUGGUCACUUUGAUGAAUCAGUGGCAAUGUUAAAGAAAGCUCGCGACAUGGUUGGCAAGCAUACUUAUUGUAGAGCCUCCAUGAAUUAUGCGUUAGCGAAAGCGUGUCGUGCCUGGAAAUCCGAUUGCCAAGAAGCCGCGGGAUAUGCUAAAGAGGCAAUGGAUAUGCAGGAAUUGUUGGAAUCGCACACAGAAGAAACAUUAAAAAAGAUUAUUCAAACGGCAAAAGAAUCCUUGAAUAGCCUUGAAAUUUAAUUUCAUGCUGUUAAUUGAACUUAUCAUGCACGUUUACUUGUUGAUGUUUUACGAUAUUCAUGUUUCACUUUGCGAUAUUGGUGCAGCUUUUAUUAGUUCUAACACUAUCUC